Molecule: messenger RNA, 894 nt
Organism: Rotaria sp. Silwood1
Lineage: Eukaryota; Metazoa; Rotifera; Eurotatoria; Philodinida; Philodinidae
Source: the annotation of a GenBank genome assembly
AUGGCUUCAGCUAUAAUAUCAAAUGUUGAUUUAUCAUCUCUUUCAUUAUAUAAAUUAAAAACAAAUUCGAUUUCUUCUCUUUCCGAUCAAAUUGAACGACGUCGUGAAGUAUUAAAAAGACAAAAAGAAAAACGAGAACAAAAAUUAUCUCAACUUCGUUUUUUAACUAAUGAUAAUGAAACAAUUGAAAAUAAUAAACCUCAAUGGCCUCCUCGUCAACAUCGUAAAAAAACAUCAUUCACCUGUCCUAUCGGUAUGAUGCUUGCUGAAUGGUUAUUUACAGCUCCUGAAGAUAUAUCAUCAUGGUUUGCAAUACCAUGUCCUCGUGGACAACGUUGUCUUGUUGUUGUUCAAUCACAUCGAACACAAGUUUAUGGAAAACAUGGUAAUCUUAUAUGGACAAUGUUUACAAAAUUACCUAAACAAACAAUUUUGUAUUGUAUAUAUGAUAAUCGUUCUUCAAUUUAUCAUAUAAUUGAUAUAAUAAUGUGGAAUGGACAAGAUUAUUCAACACAAAUAGAAUGUCAAUGUAGAUUUUAUAUGUUAACAUCAUUAAAUGGUGAUUCAAGAUUAAAUGAACAUUUUCAAAUACUUAAUCGUACAAUACUUGAUAAUAAACAAGAUUUAAUUGAAGCUGAAGAUGGUUAUUUAUUUUAUCAUCCAUUAGGUUUUUAUGAAUCUGGUUAUUCUCCACUUGUUUGUUGGCUUAAACCAUUUAUGAUUGAAGAAAUUCUUGGAAUUAAACUAUCAUAUCCAAUUAAUAAACCUAACGGAUAUACAACAGCACAAGCAUAUAUGCUUGAAGAACAAUCAAAUAGAAAAGAACGACAAUUUGUUGAAAAAUCACACAAAAAAAAAGAGAAAAAGGAAGAAGAUUUAAUGUCCGUAGAUUAA